UGGGAUUACAUAGCUUGUUAUCAACCACGGAGGACAUUUUGCAUUUAAAGAGAUCGCUGUCGUUGACCAACCUUUUUAAACAAUAUUCUAACUGGUAAAGUCAUUCUGACAUGACAUUUAUGUACAGUCAAUUUAUUUUUUAAUCCGUCGCACACGAUGACAAAGCGAGGCUCUGAAUGAGUCAUGGAAAUACUCCCACCCGUUGACGCUGUAUCUUAUUUUUUUUAGUAUUGCUGGGCUUGCCACGGUUUGCUGGAUCAGCUGUAAACAGCUGUGAGUGCAGAGCCUACUGUACGUCGAGGCUCAAAGUUACAGUAUUUAUCUGCAGAGGGACGAUUUGUUUGGUCUAGGGGUGUAGGCCAGGGACAUGUCCACCAUGGUGUACCCCAGAGAGGAGCGUCUGGAGAAGCUCUCCCAGGAGGAGAUCAUCUCCAGCACCAAGCUGGUGAUCCAGGGCCUGGAGGCCCUGAAAAGCGAGCACAACUCCAUCCUUCACAGCCUGCUGGAGACCAUCCGUUGCCUGAAGAAGGAUGAAGAGGCCAACCUGGUGCAUGAGAAGUCCAGCCUGCUACGAAAGUCGGUGGAGAUGAUUGAGCUUGGCCUUGGCGAAGCACAGGUGAUGAUGGCACUAUCAGCCCACCUGAACGCAGUGGAGUCUGAGAAGCAGAAGCUCCGCGCCCAGGUGCGGCGCCUGUGCCAGGAAAACCAGUGGCUGCGGGACGAGCUGGCUGGCACCCAGCAGAAGCUGCAGAAGAGCGAGCAGAGUGUGGCCCAGCUGGAGGAGGAGAAGAAACACCUGGAGUUCAUGAACCAGAUGAAGAAGUACGACGAAGACGUGUCCCCCACUGAGGAAAAAGAUGGAGAGCCUCCUAAAGACACACUGGAUGACCUCUUCCCCAAUGACGAGGAGGACAACAGCCAAGGCAUGCAGCACCAGCAUAAUAGUGCUGCAGUUGCCGCAGCCCAGCAGGGGGGCUAUGAGAUCCCAGCCCGCCUGAGGACCCUCCACAACCUGGUGAUCCAGUAUGCCUCCCAGGGGAGGUAUGAGGUGGCCGUGCCCCUCUGCAAACAGGCCCUGGAGGAUUUGGAGAAGACCUCUGGACAUGACCACCCGGAUGUGGCCACCAUGCUCAACAUCCUUGCCCUCGUCUACAGAGACCAGAACAAAUAUAAGGAGGCCGCUCACCUGCUCAAUGAUGCUCUGUCCAUCCGUGAAAAAACCCUGGGCAAAGACCAUCCUGCGGUUGCGGCCACAUUGAACAAUCUGGCUGUUUUGUAUGGGAAGAGGGGGAAGUACAAGGAAGCUGAACCCCUUUGUAAGAGAGCUCUGGAGAUCAGAGAGAAGGUACUUGGUAAGGAUCACCCAGAUGUGGCCAAGCAGCUUAACAACCUGGCCCUGCUGUGCCAGAACCAGGGCAAGUACGAGGAGGUGGAGUACUACUAUUGUCGCGCCCUGGAGAUCUACGAGCGAAGGCUAGGACCCGAUGACCCCAAUGUUGCCAAGACCAAGAACAAUCUGGCUUCAUGUUACCUAAAGCAGGGGAAAUACAAGGAGGCAGAGAUCCUGUACAAAGAAAUCCUCACCCGUGCUCACGAGAAGGAGUUUGGAUCUGUGGAUGCUGAGAACAAGCCUAUCUGGAUGCAUGCCGAGGAGAGGGAGGAAAGCAAAGGCAAAGAUGGCACUCCCUAUGGAGAAUAUGGUGGCUGGUACAAAGCAUGCAAGGUGAACAGCCCUACAGUGAAUACCACACUGCGUAACCUUGGAGCUCUAUACCGCCGGCAAGGCAAGACGGAAGCUGCAGAGACCCUGGAGGAAUGUGCCUUGAGGUCCCGAAAACAGGGAGCAAUGGAGCCUAUGAGGGAUGGCGACAGGAGGAGGAGCAGGGAGAGUCUGAGCAGUGUCAAGUACGAGUGUGCCUCUGAUACGGGGGAGGACGGCAGUGUGGACUGGAAUGGGGCUUAAAUCAACGGGAUGAGGGAUGACCUUCCUCACAACUUGUUCUCACUUUCUCCACAAAAUCAAAUCACGACGACUAAAUCAAAAUGGAUGCUUCUGGUGUGAUUCAGUGUGAAACACCUUUCCGUCUGGUAGAGGGCGCCUUCUUCCCACUUGAAAUUCUGUCUAAAAAAAGAUUGUCUGAAAAAGAAAAGACUAAAUAUGUGUAUCCUUUCUGCUUCCUCCUCCUCUAUUGCUUCUUCUCUACUCUUUGUCGUCAUGUGCUUUUCUCUUUACUCCCCAUUUUUGCCACUAAGCCCUUUCUCUUCCAGCUUUUUCUCCACUCUCAUUUCUCUUGUCAUCCUCUCCUUUUCUGCACCUUUACCGGUUUUCUGUCAGCCGAUAUCGCUUCCUGUGUCCCUAACUUUACUUUGAUGUCUAAUGUUGUAGUACAAACCCAACACACAGGUUUAGUGAAAAUAACACAAUUAGCUUUUGGACUGUGUCACUUAAGAACAAUGGUUGAAUUGAGAAGAAGAAUCAAAGAAUUGUAUUUGUUUUCAUGUGUGCAAACUCUCUCUGCCCUGCCUUUCCUGACUUAUUUGCAUAUUGUAUUCAUUAUGAUUCCAUUGCAAAUGCUCCGGAUGUUUCCAGAAGCACACUGACUCACACAUAUCUGAAGGUCAGUCCGUCAGUACAACAAAGGGUCCACACCAGGUCACCAUGGUUAUAAUGAUGUCUGCUGCUCUAGAACCACGUUUUAAUUUAAGCCUUUGUUUUUGCACAGUCCGUUUAUUGUCCAGGCUUUUAACCAUGGAUUAUGUACCUACAUUUUUUGUUUUUUCAAUUGCUUCUUAUCUUUGAUUCAUAGUCUACAGUUAGCAAAACAGCUGUGUUUACCAGCAUAGCUUUAAGAAUGAGGCAUGGUCAUUAUUCUAUUACUGUAGCUGACCAGUCAGUUUUGACAUACACAGAUUUUGAUAUAAAAAUCUGCAAGUUAGUCAAACUGUUAUACAUGUCUGAUAGCACGAGAAGCAGACGAAAUAUAUAUGAUGACACAAUUUUAGUGGUCCCAUCUAUUAUUUUUACACAUGAAUUGCCUGUUAUAGUAGGUCCAAAGUUUAGUCUGUAGUUUAGGUUUCAAUUCCUAUUUAUCGCCUGUUUUAUAUAUCUUUUUUUAUUGUCUUUAAUAUACAGGGUAGUACUCAUUUUGUAUAUUUGCAAUGUCCCUGCGAGCUAUCACUUUCUUUAUUGUUACACAACAAAAGGAACAUGGACUAUGUUGGAAUCAGUGCCUGAAUAUAAUUUUGACUUUGAUUUGUGGUAUAAAUUGUAGUACCAACAGGCUUUAGUUCAGCCAUCUUUGCUCUAGGCAACAUAAGUUGUUUUUUAUGUAUCACAAGACUCACAAACACGGAAAUGUGAUGUGAUUUCGUAUUGAACCCAGUGAGAUUUGGAUAGCUUUGUUUAUGUGUUGCGUGCACACACACACACACCUGUUACUUCCACUGCUCAGAGUUGGCCCACUUUAUGCUGUCAUUUCAUCUUGUUAUUCCAGCAGAGAUACUAGCUUGUUUCACAUAUGACAUCUCAAUAAAAGUCAUGAGUUAUGUCUGGUUAACUAGUCUGUCAGCCAACACCCUAGUUAUCUUGAACAGAAAAUAGCUCAUACACUGCAGACUAAUUUCAGUAGACUAUAUUAAUGCUUUAACAUUUAAUUGUGUUCCCAAAUUUAUGGCAGUUUAAAGUAGGCUUAAUUAAAGGGAUUUGUCUAACCAUAUAAAUUGUCUUGUGGAUCUAACCGUAUAAAUUGUAUGGCAUCGUUUAAAGUGUUAUGUGAACUGAAUGUACAUUUUGCAAAUAAUGAUGUGCUCAUUGAUGUACCAUAAUGUAAUUGUAAACUGUUUGUUUCCUUGAUGUAUUUCACAUUUCAAUCCUUAAAAAAUUACAAAAAGGAUGUAAUAUAGUCUGUUGUGUAAGUUGUUAGCCUCUAUAGCCAGCCAUUUCAACAAUUCUGCCUAGAACUAUCCUUAGGUACUAUAUAGAUACAGUAUAACUACUUUGGGAACUAUUCAUGUAAUUACAGAGCAUUACACUGAAACAUAUGUAACACAUAUAGAAUUAGAAUAGGUACACUACAUGCAGGAUUAAUGAGUAGCUCCCUAGUUAUGACACUAAAUUAAGAUUCAAUUCCAAGGAACCUUUGACAUACAAAAAGGAAUGGUGGAAUUAGCUACUUCUGGAAGAGACACUGGCAUUUGAGCAAAUAGACCUAUCUAGUAAAGUUGUGGCGCAUUGUUAUUCCGUCUAUACUACUCCGUUUACGGUCUUAAUUCUUCCUCUUGCAUCAGUGGUACUUUACUAUCUGCACUGCGUUACAACCCUGCUUUUUGCAUUGUGAUGAAAUGUGUCUCUCCUGUUUGACAUCAACUGGAAUAAAGACUCUUUCAUUUUCUGAA
Osmerus eperlanus (European smelt) is the source of this 4395-nucleotide messenger RNA. It is a transcript of the gene klc4, whose product is annotated as kinesin light chain 4. Gene Ontology annotation, molecular function: kinesin binding. Lineage: Eukaryota; Metazoa; Chordata; Actinopteri; Osmeriformes; Osmeridae. Gene Ontology annotation, cellular component: kinesin complex; cytoplasm. Gene Ontology annotation, biological process: microtubule-based movement. Bases 368 to 1963 code for a protein of 531 amino acids. The transcript has 14 exons. The record is from RefSeq and is a predicted model, not a curated record.